AUGGACUUCUUGUCAGCAUGGAUUGUGUCUCCUUCAGCACUACCCUUUCUUUGUCUCAUCUGGGGCACCCAGGCACAGCAGGCCUUCAGGUCUGAGCCCAGGAACCUCACUGUGCGGAUGGGAGCCACAGCUGUGUUAAGGUGUGAGGUUCUACGGGCCUCAGGGACUGUGCAGUGGGUAAAAGAUGGCCUCCUCCUGGGACCUCAGAGAAACCUGCCAGGCUUUCCACGUUACAGCAUGAUUGGAAACCCCAAGAGAGGGCAACACCAUCUUCAAAUUGAAAAUGCUCAACUGGAAGACGACACCUUCUAUGAAUGCCAAGUGGGCCGGUCUGAGAGCAGUCGAGCAAUCAUUUCCAGUCCAGCCUGGGUCAAUGUGCUAAUUCCUCCGUCCAAGCCAUAUUUUGAGGUGGACACGGCAGUACCUUGGGUAGCAGGGAAGAAGUACACGGUUACCUGCAUUGCCCCUGAUGCAAAGCCUGAGGCUGAAGUCACACUUUAUAAAGAUGGAGUCGAGCUGACAGGUGCAGAGUCUUUCACCAUGUCUGGCUCAAAGGAUAAGCUCCUGAACAAGCAUGCUGAAGUAACGGUCACAGCUUUGAACUCUGACAAUGGGAAGCAGCUGACAUGCCACGCCAAGAACCCCGCCCUUUUCUGGCCUGUGGAGUCCACAAUGACCAUGAGCGUGUACUACCCUCCUAAUCCUCCAGUUAUUGUGGGUCUGGAAAGAGAGGAAGUCAAAGCUGAGAGAAUGCUCAAGUUGGAGUGUAUAUCUUAUGGUGGAAACCCCCUAGCCACCCUCCACUGGACCAAGAAUGGGGAUGUUCUAUCCACAACAUGGGAAGAGGACAUUGUGGUCCAGAAGUCCAGCAGUAUCCUCAACCUGAAGAUCACCCCUGCAGACAACCAAGCAGUGCUGUGCUGUGAGAGCGUCAAUCUGGUGUCCCUGUUGCCCCUGUCUGUUACCCGUAAAAUCACUGUGCUCUUUGAGCCUGCAGAGGUGAUUCUGUUAGGUUCCACUGAGGUCAUUGAGGGACAAGAGCUGAGUUUGCUCUGCUACGCCACUUCCAGUAACCCCCCCGUCCAGAUUCGCUGGUGGCUGGGUUACAAGGAGCUCAACACCACUGCUGUCAUUGUGGAAGAGGGAGACAAUGGUGGGAUGACAACCAUGUCCAACAUGACCCACCAGGUCUCCCGGGAAGAGGAUGGGCUUAAACUCACCUGUGAGGCUUUCAACGAAGGCACACACUUCUCCAAGACCCAGAUCACCAAACUCACUGUCUACCACCCCCCUCAAAAGGUAUGGCUUAAAGCUCCUCCUCAAGAUGUCCCUCUUCGUUCAGGGACAAAGGUUCGUCUCAUCUGCUUUGCCACUGGAGGGAAUCCCGCUGCAACCCUUACUUGGUUCAAGAAUGGGAAGACAGUGGCAGGUGCCCUGAAGCAGACAUCCUUUGAUAUCAGUGUGGCUCGAGAGCUGGUCCUGGUUCUGAUUCCAAGUGACAACAUGGCUACCUACCGCUGUGAUGCCACAAAUGAGGCAAUGAAGACCAUCUCUGCCCAUACUAAGCUCAUGGUUCAGUUUACAGCAAUAAGUAUGAAGAUCACAGCUGACCAGGAGGUGCUACAUCAGGGCCAGACGUUAACACUGAAGUGCCUGGCUGGAAGUAGCAACCCAAAGGCCAACAUCUCUUGGAGUCUGGGCCCACUCAGGUUCCAGGGGGUGGAGAGCCAACCCAAGGAAGCUCAGUUUGGUGGAGUUUCAGUGAUGAGUUCUCUAUCCCUGAAUUUGACUUCACAGCAUCACAACCAGAGGGUCAUAUGCCAGGCCUACAGUCAUGUGCUAGCUGAGGGGGCCAACACAUUCUUCAAACUCAAUGUGCUGUUCCCACCAGAGUUCAGCCCAGACCAGCCAACACAGGUCCAGGUGGUGGAGGAUGACAUGGCAACCAUCCCACUGCUGGUCUCAGCUAACCCAGAGGAGGUCUCCUGUGUUUGGCUGCAUCGCAGGGAGAAGCUGGUCAUAGAGAGGGAUCUGCACUAUGACUCGUCCGACGCAUUCUCGCUGCAGAUCAAGAAUGUGACAAGGAGGGACGCAGGAGUUUACACUGUUAAGUGUACAAAUGAUGAGGGUGUCAACCAAAUUUCCAUCAUGCUGGAUGUCCAGUAUGCACCGGGUGUUAAGGCAGAGAAAGACCCUGUGUUUGUGAACCUGGGGGAAACAGCAGACCUGAUAUGUGUGGCAGAUGCCAACCCCAUUAUACCUGACAUGUUCUCUUGGAAAUGGCUGGGAGAGGAGGAGGUGGAAAUGGGAGAGGAGACCCAGGAAGAGGAAUCAGGCCUCAUGACCAUCCAUAAUGUCACUCGGGCUGAUGCUGGACUUUACCAGUGCAUUGUCAAUAAUGGCAUAGCACCCCCUGCCAGUGCAGAUGUGCAGCUGGUAGUGCAGUUCAAACCAGAGCUUCAGAAAGGACCCCAGUGGAGGAAGGUAGCGAGUAGAGGGGAUGGCACCGCUACAGCUGAGGUAGUAUGUCAGGCAGAGGGUAUUCCUCGUGUCGACUUCACUUGGGAAAAAAAAGGUGUGCUCAUGGACUUUGCAAACCCCAGGUAUGAAGAGCGGACUAUGAGGGAGGGUUCCUUCCACACAAGCACAGUCCAAGUGGUAAAUGUGAGCGCAGUUCUGGACUAUGCUGUCUUCAGCUGUACUGCUCGCAACUCACUUGGGGAAGACAGACUAGACAUCCAGCUCGUCAGCACAAGUCACCCAGAUCCUCCCACAUUGUUUCGGCAGGUCAGUGUCAGCCAUGACUCUGUCACUCUGGAGUGGAUCCCCGGCUUUAACGGUGGUUUGCGACAAAGAUUCCGUAUAAGAUACUUGUGGGAGCGCUCAGCCAGCUUCCUGUAUGUGGACGUCUUUCCUCCCAGUGCGACAGUGUUUACUGUCACUGACCUGCAGCCUCUCACCACCUAUAAUUUCUCUGUCAAUGCACUCAAUGCAAUGGGAGAGAGUGGCUAUGCAGACAACAAUGCAGUACUGACCAUCACCACCAAGGACAUGAAUGAACUAGAAGAACCCACAGAUGAUGACUCAGUGGGUGCAGCUGGACUGCCAGCCUAUUUGACUGUAGUGUUUACAGUGGUCUUUGGAGUUCUGCUGGCACUGAACUCACUGGGUUGCUUCUUUGGACUAAGGUGGAAAAAGAGGCAAGGCCAACCAGGGGGUAGGCAAGGCAGUGGGUUGGAUAAGAAGAAGAAUGGAGAGGAGGGGUCCAGUCAUUCAACUGUAAGCAACUCCAAUAAGUAUGAGAGCAGAGAAAAGAUCAACAAAGCAGCCCAGCGCACCCUCCUCAUCGACUCUGAAUCUGAAACAGACAGCAAUGUCUAUGAGAGCUAUGCAGCGGAAAGUUCCCAUUAUUACCCCACCGGUGACUACAUGCCGCCUCUCAGUCCACACCCUGAGGAAAAAUAUGUUACCCCCCUCCCUCACAACCAUUUUUAUGAUGAUGUGAGAGAAGGUCUAUACCAGGAUGUCCUGCCUUCCUUUCGUCCUUCCCCUCUGACCGUGUUUGACCACAGAUUGCCUCAUCAAAGGACUGACUGGAGAUUACCAUCCUACCCUCAGGGUCCUGAGAGACUGAGGGAGUUCAUGGAUGUGCAACAACCACAGAGAGAUUCUGAUCUUCCCUUUGAACUACAAGGCGAGUUAGUCUAGAUCAGAAGGUCUGAGCAAACAAAUACACAAGACACAAACAAGACUUGUACAGCCAAUAUUCAGUACAGUCUUGUACAAUGUAUUUUAUUUUACUGUUUUCGAUGACAUCAUAUAAAUCACCUUGA
Messenger RNA from Scomber japonicus (chub mackerel), 3833 nucleotides. It is a transcript of the gene nphs1, whose product is annotated as NPHS1 adhesion molecule, nephrin. Bases 1 to 3708 code for a protein of 1235 amino acids. The record is from RefSeq and is a predicted model, not a curated record. Gene Ontology annotation, molecular function: cell adhesion molecule binding. Gene Ontology annotation, cellular component: cell-cell junction. Gene Ontology annotation, biological process: cell-cell adhesion. The transcript is spliced from 29 exons. NCBI's taxonomy places the organism in Eukaryota, Metazoa, Chordata, Actinopteri, Scombriformes, Scombridae.